Molecule: messenger RNA, 1836 nt
Organism: Dichomitus squalens LYAD-421 SS1
Lineage: Eukaryota; Fungi; Basidiomycota; Agaricomycetes; Polyporales; Polyporaceae
Product: protein serine/threonine phosphatase 2C
Exons: 4
Coding region: 170-1603 (477 amino acids)
Biological process (GO): protein dephosphorylation
Molecular function (GO): protein serine/threonine phosphatase activity
Source: RefSeq, a predicted model, not a curated record
UGCGUCGGUGACGGGCCGACGGCGGUUAGCGAGUUCUACAAUCCGCUACAUGCGUGGUGCUGUACUCCUGCAUCUCAAGCUUGGUACGGUGUCUUCUAUUUCGUUACACCCGCACAGCGUCUGGCGUAGACAACCGCUACAAUCAUACCGGUCGCAUUCACGUAGGACCAUGUCGCCAAGCAAGCUCGAGGCUGGUACAAACGGUGGUAACGCCAAGGAGUCCUCCUCGUCGGAGUCGAAAGCUGGUCGCAACUUCGUCCUUGCGUUAUUCGCCGGUAUCUAUGCCGCUUUGACGGGUUGCCUAGCGAAAGCAGCUGUCUCUAUGGAAGGGAACUUGGACCGACGGCUGGAUAUCGACAGGCAAUUGCGUCGAUAUGAGAAAACUUCGAAGGCCUGCCCAAAGUCUGGAGUCGUACGUUAUGAUUUCGCGCACGUAGCGAGUAACGAUCCUGCAGAAGACGAACAUCAAGAAUUCCAGUUGCCGGUGCCUUCGGGUUACUGGUCAUUCUUCGGACUCUAUGAUGGGCAUAACGGCGGGAAAACCAGCAAAUGGCUUGCUAGCAACAUGAUACCCGCUGUUUCCGGUGCGCUCGCCGACUUGUAUUCUCGCCUUGUCAGCUCAGAUCCGGCGCCUUCCGAGGACCAGACAAUCCCGUCACCGCACUUCUCAGACGUCGAGCAAGUUUUCAAGACGACGUUCGCCCAGCUCGACGAUGACAUGUGCUAUGCUCCACUUGAAACUGUCUUCGCUUCGAAUUCAAGGGACGUUGCCGAAGAUCUCCUUGGUCCAGCUUGUGCGGGUUCUUGCGCCCUACUGUCCUUCUACGAUUCACAUUCCCGACUGCUCCGCGUCGCACUGGCUGGAGACUCGCGCGCUGUGUUGGGGAGGCAGAGAGUGAAUGACGAGGGCGACAUCAAGUAUGAUGUCUACGUGCUCUCUACCGAUCAUAAUGGCAUCAACCAGACGGAAGUCGAUCGCCUCGACGCCGAACAUCCGGGGGAGAAUGUCUGUCAGGGCGGUCGCGUCUUGGGCAUGGGCAUCUCCCGCGCGUUCGGCGACGCACGCUACAAGUGGGCUCGCGAUCUUCAGGACAAGCUGAAGAAAGGGUACCUUGGGAAACUGCCCCUCCCCGAGGUCAAGACGCCCCCUUACCUCACGGCGGAACCGGACGUGACCGAGAUCGAAGUGCAGCCGGGCGACUUCCUCAUCAUGGCCACUGACGGCCUCUGGGAGUGCCUGACGAGCGAGGAAGCCGUUGGUCUCGUUGGACUGUUCAAAGAGGCACAGGGCAACCGGUUCGGGACGCGCGAGCCCGUAGGCGGGUACCCUCCGGAUGCUCUGCCGGUGUGGAUGGCGGAACGGGACCACACUGUCCGGUACAAGCAGUGGGGUGCCGAGAAACGGUUCGUGAUGACCGAUGUUAACGCGGCUACGCACCUCCUUCGUAACGCACUUGGCGGUGCGGACAAGGACUUGACGGCGGCAUUAUUGGCCAUGAAGACGCCGCGGUCGAGGAAGUAUCGGGAUGACAUGACUGUCCUUGUGGUCUUCUUUGGUGAAGAGGAUGGGCGCGGGUUGAGUGGGCGACGACCGAAGGACUGAGAUGCUAAUGAUUUGGGAGUUAUCUUGGUGUAUCAUAUAUUGCUGUCUGUUUUGCUUUCGUCGACGCGCACGCACAGGGUUCAUAAGUUCAGAUGAUCUCCACUAACACCUAUGUAUAUUGCUACGUGGUUUCUCCGGAUGACUUGUUAUCUCGCUUGAUACCUAACUUAUACCACUGCUCCCCAACCAGUCUCAUCGCAAUGUAUCCUUAUAUCUCUACCUCUCACUUAUAC